Xyrichtys novacula (pearly razorfish) is the source of this 2811-nucleotide messenger RNA. Lineage: Eukaryota; Metazoa; Chordata; Actinopteri; Labriformes; Labridae. The record is from the annotation of a GenBank genome assembly.
GGCUCGGCUCAGCAGACUUAACUCCCGAUAGGAGGAAGGGUGACGGGGCGGGAGGGUGGGUUGAGGUGGAGGGGGUCACCCGGGGUGAGGAUCCAACCCCGGCUGAACCGAUGAGCAGGCCCAGACACGACAGAGAGAGACUCGGAGCUGAGGAGCAGAAACACUCGGGCGUCCUGUGGAGCAGCACGUCUUUUCUCUUUUAACGAAGGAGGUUUUUAUUAUCGGAGCUCUCAGCAGUCCCACUUGUGAGUACACUUUCCUUUACACUUCUGAGACUGUCCACUCUAUCGUUAUAGUUUUGUUUUGUAGUAAAUGUGAUGUUAAAGUAAGAAUAUUUUCAACAAAGUUUACUAUUUAACCCACAUCGAUGCAUCUGUCAGUCUGAUCACUCACAUUUCCGUGUCUCAUUAUUAAUCAAGUUGAUUAGAAACAUAUUUUGGGAUUGAUAACUUUAGAUAUUCUAAAUCCCAGUCACUCACUUUCUACUUUAAUUGGUUUUAAAUGUAGUUUUCUAAUUAUAUUUAAUAAUCAUUUACACUAAACGAAAAAUGUUAUCUGUGGACGAGUUCAACCUGCACCAAUAUCAGAUUAUUGAUCUUAAAAUGAUUAAAUAAAUUACCAUAGUGAUGACUAAAACUCUCACCACAGAUUAGUUUGAUUUGUUUGGUCCAUAUCAGAGAUAACACGUGUAAUACAAGUCUGUAUAUUUGUUUGUUUUGACCAAAAGUGUUGCUCAUGUUUUCCUUUUAGUGAGAGAUUUUAUUUUUCACUUUAUUCUCUUUGUCUGGCAUCAGAUAAAAACUUUACAUCUUCCUCCUAAAUACAGCAAAAUGCAGAAGUGCUGUAAUGUUUUGCUUGAUAACAUACUGUCACCUAAACUAAUGCACCUCUGUUUUUAACCACUAGGUGGUGGAAUUACUGCAUACUUCCAUCCCCUUCCCUCAGCUCACUGGGGUGUCAUACAGGACUGUUUGACCAUGGCUGCUCAGACUGCUGGAGGCAUGAUUCAGGAUCUGGCUAUGCCCACACUGCUGCCAGAGUCCAGGGCUCUAGGAGAAGCCGGACCCUUCACCGAUGAGACUGUUUCCAUCCUUACCUCUACAAGUCAGCUGGCCCGAACCCUCCUGGGCCGCAGCUUUACCCCAAAUAACAAAGACACCCUCAGCAACGCAGAAGCGAAAUCUGGCAGCAGCUGUGAUGAAGACAAUGGUAACAAUUCACGUCGCAAACGGGAGUUCAUCUCAGAUGAGAAGAAGGAUGAGGGAUACUGGGACAAGAGGCGAAAAAACAACGAAGCAGCCAAGAGAUCCAGAGAGAAGCGGAGAGCCAAUGACAUCGUGCUGGAGAGUCGAGUUCUGGGACUUCUGGAGGAGAACGCUCGCCUCAGGGCUGAGCUCUUGGCGCUGAAGUUUCGCUUUGGUUUGGUUAAAGACUCAUCUGAUGUGUCCAUCCUGCCUCUAUCUUCACCCAUCCGUACAACAGUCAGUACCUCACAUUUCUAUCAGCCUCAUGCUGCUAACGGAUCAUCAUGCCCUAACACACAGCCCAUCGCCAGCACCAACAGCAUCCACCCUCAGCCUCCUCAGCAGGGAGCCUUUUAUGGCCCGAGGAGAACCGGGCCUCUGGCGAGUCUUGGUGUGUCUGAGUUAGGUGUCUCAACCUCAUGUCCCUCAAACACAGGCACUAACUCUGUGUUCUUGGAUGACAGUGUGAGUGAGCAUGGUGGACCUUCUCCAAGGGAGCUGGUGGGGGGAACACAGGGCUAUGACACUCCCAUCUGUUCCCUGGAAGUCAGAGAGAGUCAAUAUGUAAAUAGACACGAGUCACCUGAGGGUCUGAGGAGCCUUCCGCACAAGCUCCGCUUCAAAGGUCCUGGGGGGGACUUUUCUCCAUCCCCUGAUGGUAGACAAAGUGGACCCCCCGUAGCCACAGUGGGACCAAACACCCAGGAGAGAUGCCAGCAGCAGGUGGGUUGGGUCAGUCCAACAGAGAGCCUGGCUCCAUGGCCCAGGGAGGAGGCCUCUGGUGGAUCUGGGCUGCAGUAUCAAAGCCCUGGAUCAUAUAACUCUGCGCAGUUCUCAGGGGACGCUAACCUUUCAACAGAGGACACGCAUCUUAGAUCUCAGAUCAGUUGUUUGUCUCAGGAAGUGGCUCAGCUCAAGAAGCUCUUCUCUCAGCAGCUCCUCACCAGGCUGUAAGAUCGUGAGCACAAGCGCACGAAGACCACAUGAAAAGCAGAUUUCACACUACAGCUUUUUGAAACAAAGACACUACAAGUUUCCACAAGACAGCUCGGCCUCGGUGUAAACAGCUACCUCUGAAGUGACAACCCUGUCUCACUGAGCCUGUACUAAAACACCAGCACACUGACACUGAUGCACUCAGGGGGGGACACUGCACAGUGUUGAACACUCUCAAAAACACUGGAAUGCCUUUUGGGCGUAGAACUCUAGAUGGUUACAGCACCUAAACCUCAAUCUCACCAUGUUCACUAACUUUUGUUGUCUUCUUCGGGGACGUUGCAGGCGGUUCGACACAAACACUGUAUACAAAUAUCGACUCGAGUUAGAUUUACAGUUAAAAGAAGCGUAUAUACGAACUUCUUAUUGGAUGUGCUAAAAUAUGACCUUGGACAGAUUUCUAGGAAUGACCUCCGUGUGUUUACUGUAUGUGUAUCAUUGGCAGUAUCUGUGUGUGGUUUAUCACAAAGCCAUCAAAAUAAGCAAUAUACUUUUGUAUGUUUUGUUGUUGCUUAAAAUGAUAAUUGAGGUAAAUUGUAUUUGGAAAUAAAACACAUUUUAUAGUAAAAAA